This is a messenger RNA of Toxoplasma gondii ME49, 5476 nucleotides long. RefSeq names its product DEAD/DEAH box helicase domain-containing protein. The coding region runs from base 1078 to 4512 and encodes 1144 amino acids. The record is from RefSeq and is a predicted model, not a curated record. Gene Ontology annotation, molecular function: nucleic acid binding; ATP binding. The transcript is spliced from 13 exons. Lineage: Eukaryota; Apicomplexa; Conoidasida; Eucoccidiorida; Sarcocystidae.
GAAUGUCUCUGCACGGUCCACAAGCUUUCGGGGAUCUCCGAACUCUCCGUGAAAGUUAAGCGUUGAAGAACCAAGCCCAAGAAGUGUGCCUCAGACUCCCCGCUGUACCUGGUUUCUUCGUCCUCUCUUCCACCAGAGAGUCCUAACUGCCGAGAGCUGUCGCUUUUGAUCUGGGUUCUCCCUUUCAGAAAGUUUCCUUUCGUCUAUCAGGAACGCCUGGACGCGCUCCGCCCUCUCCGGUGCCUUCCGAGCUUGUCUCUGUUUUCAGGACAUCCGACAGUUCUUCGUUUUUUUCGCUUGAUUUUCACGGACAUUUCGACAUAAAGGUUCAGAAACCACUGCUUUACAAGGCUUGUCCUGAUUCAAAGAGCCUCUUUCUCCAGAACUCGCCAGUCCAGUGAGCUGGGAGCACCCCUUUACGUUGCUACAUUUCACGACUCUUCGCAGGAGGGGGGGAGAGAGGCAGUCUACUGGCUUUUCCCCGACACCGAACGGUUCCCACACUUUUCUCAGAUCGAAUGGGUUCCCUUUUUUUCCGUUUCCAUUAAAUUUUCUUCGGAUGCGGAAGCCAGCACGAGCUGGCGCUACCGUCUGAAAGGUCAACGACGAGCAUCGUCCUGCUGUGAAGGCACCUGAGCCUUGGGCACGUCGGCGGUCCUGUCGCAGGUCUUUCCAGAUCACGUUUUCUUCGUUUUUUUCUUCUUCCCGGAGGCUACUUGGUUUGCGAUCUAUUGCGCGUCGUGUCUUCCCCCUCCUGAUUACGUGCAAGCGAGAAAAACCUCUGUUUACCGGCGUCUCGACUUUUCGAAACCCCGUUCCUUCCCUCUCGGUUUCCGAUCCUUCCUUGAAAGCCGGCCCGCUACGCCGUUGCCUGACUCCACGCCGGCCAGGCGCCCUCCUCGCUGCCGCGGAGAUGUCCGGAUCCAGUGUACAGGGCUCAACCACGUUUGCCUGUUUUCAGCGAUCCUGUCCACCUUUGAAGACACUCGAGUAUUGACACAGACCUCUUUCCUUGGCCUUUCUCGGGAGAAGUCGGCUCUUUCUCUUUCUGUCCUUGUCUCCGCGUUCCCUGCGAAAAUGGAGCACUUUUUCCUGCAGAAAGGCGCAGACGAGGAGGAGCGCCGCCCCAAGCUGUCGUUGCUCGGCGACCCCGAGCCGGCUGCCCCGCCGCCGGUCCCCGACGCAGACGAAGAAGAUCCUCUGGAGGCGUACAUGCACCAGAUUUCCGAGCAAAUCCAAGUUGAAGACGCGGCCAUUCGCGAAAGACAAGAGCGAGAAGCCGUAGAAAAAGAAGCCGGCAGAGACGCGUCUGGGACAGCGCAGCAAACGGACGCAUCGUGUGGACGAUACAUCGACGACGAUGACCCUCUCGCCGACAGCUACGCCUACGUGCUUGAGCAGCGGCAGAAGGAGGCAGAAGCUCAAGCGGCGAAUCUGUUGAAGUCGAGAAGAAAGAAAGCACGUGGAGGAGACUCAGACGACGACGGAGAAGAAGGCGAUGUGCGGGGUACCAAACAGCUCGCUUCGGUCGAUCACAGCAUACUCGUGUACCCGGAGUUUCAGCGCGACAUUUACAAAGAAGCGGCAGACAUCGGCAGCCUCUCCCACGAGGCUGUCGGAGAGCUCCGCGCGUCGUUACAGAUUCGAAUAACGGGUCUCAACGCCCCGCGCCCAAUCGCCUCCUUUCUCCACCUCAAAGACUCUCUCUCAAAGGCGCUGUUUACUGGAAUCAACAAGCGCGGGUUCACGCUUCCGACGCCCAUCCAGUCCGCCGCCAUUCCCUGUCUCAUGAGAGGCAGAGAUGUCCUGGGGUUGGCGGAGACGGGAAGCGGAAAGACAGCAGCAUACUUGAUUCCCCUUCUAGCUCGUCUGCAACAUUUGAAGGAAGAAGAAAGAUGGCCGAAGCGACAUGUUGUCUACGCCGACAAUCGGCCGGACCCCGUCGGCGCCUCGCUGCGCGCUGGAGGCCCUGCAGCGAUUGUUCUCUGUCCCACAAGAGAACUGGCGGUGCAGAUUGACGGGGAAGUGCACUCGCUCCUGGCGAAGGCGAAGGCGGGUGCGUCGCCUCUGCCUCUGAAACACGUUCUGCUGGCGGGCGGCUUCGACAAAGGCGAGCAGUUCAAGUCGCUGAAGGCAGGGGUCGAUCUCGCUGUCGCAAAUCCAGGUCGACUCAUUGAUUUGGCGACGAUGAAGGGCCUCGAGGACGCGCUGAAGUGGGUGGUCAUGGUCGUCGUCGACGAAGCAGACAAGAUGGUCCAAAUGGGAUUCGAGAAUCAACUCCGGAGCAUCCUGAACGCUGUCCGCCCAGAUCGAAUUACAUGCAUGUUCAGUGCAACGCUUCCCCAGCGAUGUGAAGCCAUCGGCAGACAGUUUCUGCGGAGCCCUGUGAAGAUCACAAUCGGCGAAGGCGGUCAGGCAGCGAAAUCCGUGGAGCAGAACGUAGCCGUUGUACAGAGCGAGGAAGCCAAGUUUCAGUGGCUGGCGUCGCAUCUGUUGCCUCUCCUCGUGUCUGGGAGUGACCCGGACUUGAAAGAAGCUUCGGACAAAGACAUCGCUGACAAAGGCCGAGUUGCUGUGGUUUUCUGCAACACACAACAGCGAUGUGAGGACUUGAGCGUCCUUCUCGAGGAAGAGCUCUCGCUGCAGAUGGAAGAGCUCGCUCGCGCCUCUCUCUCGAAGGCGUCGAACGGAGAAAGCGGACAAGGAAGAGCAGAAAAGGAGGAGAACUGGCGAGUGACGAGGAAGGUGACGGCGACGCAGGACCUAACGCAGAAAGAAAGUACAAAGGCUGCAGCUGCGCGCUUGCUCCAGAUGGAGUCCGAAGCGGAGAAGCACGAGAAAGAGGGGAACAAACGGUUGAGGAAAAGCGCAGAGCAAUCUUUCAAAUAUGUCACUGUCGUCCACGGAGGCCUGAAUCAGACAGAAAGACUGGCUGCUGUGCGCAGGCUUCACCGCCACAUCUUGAAGGCACCUCCGCCUCCAGUGUCUCCUCGCCCUCUCCUAGAUGUCUCCUCCUUGAUCUCGCCCCUCGUGCUCGUCGCGACAGACGUCGCGGCGAGAGGCCUCGACUUCCCCGCUGGGCUCUCCCUCGUCGUCAGCUACGAUGCCCCUCAAGAGGGCGAGGUGUACGUACACCGCAUCGGCCGCGCCGGGAGAGCCGGGCGCCGCGGGCAAUCUUUUGCCCUUCUUACCCGAACUGAGAAGCGCGCCGCUGCUCUUCUCGUCGAGGCGAUGGAGGCUGUUGAACAACAAGCACCGCGGCAGCUGCUCGACAUGGCGAUGGGAUACGCUCCUUUUCGAAACGCACGACUUGCAGGCAUGAAGAUGGAAGAGCCUGCACGAGGGAAGAGGAAAAAAGGUGAUGUGCGCCCCUCGGCCAACGCCUCCUUCGGUCUUGGCUACACAGGUUCUCACUCAGAGAACAGCCCCUCAGACAGGUCGAAGAAUACGUACACCGCAGCAACCUCUGCAGCAGCAGCAGCUUCUGCAGCAGCAGCGGCGAUUUGCAUGCAGAAGGAGAAGAAUGCACAGGGAGGAGACUCGAGCUCUCUCACUUCCGGGACUUCGUCGAGUGCACACGCACCCGCGAAACGCGGGCGCUGGGACUCUGCCGAAGCUUCGAGAAAAAGCGAAACUUCAGGCGAUCUGGUGACCCUCGAGCAGCUGUGUCCGGCGUCUUCGUCUCUCUCCUCCUUUUCGCUCUCUCAGCAUGCAGAUACAGGAAAAGCGGAGAACGGAGACACGAGGACGCUACCCCGAGUUGUGGGGAUCGACGACGAUCUGUCAUCCGACGAGGAGGCCGUCCCCACUCCUGUGGCGCCGCCUGCGCGACCGGGUCUCCUGAAUUUGAACAAGCGAGAAGAACGCAGGAGACAGUGGGCUGAGGAGGCUGAAGCUCGCCGCGAGCAGCAGCGCGAGAAGGAGCGAGAAGAACGCAGAAGCCGAGCGUCGCCGCCUCGGAAAGCCUUCACCGAACGGCGUCCUUUCUCCUCGGCAAAGAGUGAAGAACGCCGAACGGAGAAUACGCAAGGAGGGCCAGGUUCGGGGGGGUCCACUGUCUCGUCAAACCGCCCGGUCGCUGUGCCGGAAACGAGCGGCUGUCUGGCUGCAUCUGUGUGUGCAAAUUCACCGUCGGCAGCGCCAGCAAUGGUUGCGCAUGCAGGCGUGGAAGGCGGGGCAGACGCGGCUUCUCUCCACUCUGUCUACGCUGUGUCUCAAGCUCGGAACAUCCCUGGGGAGCGACUCGCGGCGGUGGCUGGCCAGCACGAGUCUCAGUCGCGGCAGCCGACAACACUGUGGGAGGCAGGCCUCACAGCAGGAGAGGUGCAGAGAGGGCAAGGCCUUAGGGCGGGGGACUCUUUCUCAUCGAUGGGGUCUGCAGUUGCAGGAUUGCCUUCACAGACUCCUUGCGGGACAGGAGGCGUCUCAGACCCCACAGCUGCGGCGGCGCUCGCAGCAGCCAUCGCGCAUGCACAGCAGGCAGCCGCGAAACGAGGUGUGGGCCGCAUGUGAGAGAAGGCGGUCGACAAAGGCGAUUCUCGAUACGCUUGUCAAGCUUCAUAGACCUCGACGGCGACGAACCUCCAAGAGGCCAGUCCGAAUUUAACGCUGAGUGCCAGACUUUAACGGCACAAACUGCACACGAGAAACUCGACGUCCAGAGCAGCCUCAAGCAGAAAAUGAGGAAGCAGCAAUCUACGGGGUGGUUUGUUUAGAGACGAGAGUGCUCGAAUGCAGGGGAUAAAGCAUGAAAAAAGCAUGGAACGCGAAUACGGCAGGUACAAUUUAAAGAGGAGAGCAAGAAUCCAGGGGAACCACUAUAUAGACGAGAGAGUAGAACCGCUUGCUGGUAACAGGCAGGAGACGAAAAAAAGAAGAGAAACAGGGCGUUGGACAUGGAAGGAGAUAUGUUCUUCUGCGCAGUAUAGCUGGAGUAAGAGCCAAUUGAGAACUGCCGCGUGGACCUCUGGUUUGGUUUUGUAUCUACUCACUGUUGCCCCCACUCCUUCCUGGAAGAUGCACUGCCGUGGGAACAAGUUCGGAGGAGUUGGCAUGUUCGUUUUUGCCUUUCCUUGCCAUCAUAUUCUCAUUGUCCCUGCCGUUAGUUCUCUUACUGGCACGGACUCAUUUCCUGUUUGCGGAGGAACGAAUACACUCUCCUACUUCCCAGUACCCUUAGCGUCUGUGUUUGAACCGCAAAGCCCCAAUUCUCGGUUCGCUAGGCGUCCGGACUGGACAGUGCACUUCUCUGCCGUCCUUGCUCUCCCGAUCGUCUGCUUGCUGUCUCGAGGAAAGACGGACAGUGAAAUUCAACAGGACGGACGGUCUCAAGCAGUCCACUGAGUGGUGGUGUACAGCAGUUGUGGAGAAUUGGUUUUCUUGACUCUCGCAACUGAGGUCAGAGUCGAUAUCCUAGCUACUAGAGUGUCUCUGUCUGCGUCCGAAAGAGACUCACAGAUAAGCUGACUGUUCGUGG